Molecule: messenger RNA, 528 nt
Organism: Necator americanus (New World hookworm)
Lineage: Eukaryota; Metazoa; Nematoda; Chromadorea; Rhabditida; Ancylostomatidae
Exons: 1
Coding region: 1-528 (175 amino acids)
Source: RefSeq, a predicted model, not a curated record
AUGGCGAUCUGUACUUAUAACGCACGUACGCUCGCAUCGGAAGCGGCCAUCGAAGAUCUGAUGAUGCAAGCCAAGAAGAUCAAGUACGACGUCAUCGAACUGACCGAUACGAGACGAUGUCACCCUCUCAACGCCGUAUAUGAGACUGGAGAAGAACUGUUCUUAGGAACAUGCGACAGUAGAGGUGUUGGUGGAGUUGGCGUCCUCGUCAACACGAGAACGGCAAAGAACAUCGACUCUUUCGAACAACUUACGACCCGAAUCGGACGUCUGCGGAUGAAAAGAUGUGGUCCAACACCAGCUUUGACUAUCUUCGUCGCUUACGCUCCAACAUCAAGCUACGAAGAAGAAGUCGAAGCUUUCUAUAUGGACCUAGAGAAGUUCUACCGAAAAGAUCAUACCUUCUACAAGGUCAUUAUUGGCGAUUUCAACGGCAAAGUUGGCCCAAGAAGAACGUCGGAGGAACUUCCCAUCGGGCGCCUCGGGUGGCACAUAGGAACUAAUCACGGACCAAAAGCGACCUUAUGA